CGGAUCGUAAGGAGGGCUUAUUAAUUCUGAACUAGUAUUUUAUUGUUCAAGUUUCCCGCUGCUGCGAUUGUUGCAUUGUUACCUCGGAAAAGUGUUAAUGAGGCUGCUGGUGUACGGAUAUUUAAGAUGAUAUUUCCUGUUGAGAUUUGGCAGAUUAUAUUUCAAUACUGCGAUGCGGUUACUCUUACGAGACUGCGUCGAGUUUGCCAUAUGUGGAAUGGAGUUAUAGAAGAAGUUUUGACGAAUUCCGAUGCGUGGUAUAGGAUGUGCAAAAAGGGUAUUCCAAAGUAUUUGUGGAGUGCGAUAUUGGAAAAGUUAAGACCGAAAUUAUAUCACAAUAAUAUAGAACAAUUGCGAAUGGACUCUUGUAUGUGGGUGCAGAUGUAUCGAUCCUGGAUUAAGUGGCGACAAUUCACAAAGCGAGACGCAUCUAUAGAUCGAAUCAAUUUGUCUCCCGAAUUGCAGCCAAUGGAGCAGAUUACGUGUGUUGCAACUUUAGAGAAUAUAUUGGGUGUGGGAAGUAUCGAAGGAUACAUCAGAUUCUACGAUAUAUCUAGUAGUGAGAAAAAGCCAAUAUUCAUUGCAGACCAAGCUGAAUGCGUGUGCGACUUACAUCUUUUUACAAAUGCAGAAUGUGAUAUCAUUGCUGUAUCGUCAUCGAUCCAUAAGAAAGUAAGGUUCUGGGACGUUGGAUCUAAGAAACGACUGGUUCAGAUGUACAGUGGUAGUUUGAUAAGCACAAGUUGUGGUUACUGUUAUACUGUCGCAAACAAUUCUUUGCUUGCCGAAUGGAGAAUACAGAGGAGUUGCUAUGAAUGCGACGUCGAUGACUUUGUUGCUUUACUAGCAGAUGAGAAUAAGGUAACUCUCUUGACGGAAAAAGGUUACCGAAUUAAGGUAGAAGCAAAUCAUGCCAUAGAGAUCGGAGCCCGAAAAUUUGUUCAGCCACCUAACACAAGUGUGCGCCGAUACUACUUAUUUAAACCAGAAAUUGCUGUUUGCAUUACAGGAAUCGGAACCCUUGGAAUAUCUGCAGGUCACAAACCAUGGAAGAUAUAUAAUAUUUUUUCACUUUUACAUGGAGUACCAACAGCUAUUCUCUUUUACCUGGAGCUUUUCAUUAUAGGAAUUGAUUCAGGUGAAGUACAUGUGUUUCAUGUAGGCGAUGCUAAUUAUUUGGAAGAGUUAGAUUUCAAUUCAAUAGACUCUAAGAGUUUAGUUUUGGGAGAUAACGCAAUAAUUGCAUUAGAUAUUACAUAUUACCAGAAUGAGCAGUAUUUAAUUGCAGCAAGCGAGACUGCCGUACAUAUUACAAAAAUCUGUUAGGUCUUAUGUUUUAAAAGGCCAGAGUGUUUAAAUCAUUAGUUCUUAUAUGUACAUAAAUCUCGUGUGAUAUUCUUGUAGCCAUGUAAAAGAACUUUCUUCGUAUACCCAGUGUCAUAAAUAAUAGUUUUUAUUUAUAUAAGAUAAAGGGUUUCACGUUAAUUUUAACUAAUGUUUCUUAAUGAAGAUACAUUGUCUACUGUGUGAUAUUUGAUACUGAAUACUUCACAUUAAUAUAAAAAAUUAUAUUUUCAAAUGGUA
This is a messenger RNA of Orussus abietinus, 1584 nucleotides long. RefSeq lists its product as uncharacterized. The transcript has 8 exons. Lineage: Eukaryota; Metazoa; Arthropoda; Insecta; Hymenoptera; Orussidae. Gene Ontology annotation, molecular function: protein binding. The record is from RefSeq and is a predicted model, not a curated record. Bases 127 to 1326 code for a protein of 399 amino acids.